Messenger RNA from Closterium sp. NIES-65, 906 nucleotides. Lineage: Eukaryota; Viridiplantae; Streptophyta; Zygnematophyceae; Desmidiales; Closteriaceae. The record is from the annotation of a GenBank genome assembly.
AUGGGAUCAAAUGUCGCAGUCUCACCUUAUUUUCUUGGACUUGAUAGUGCGUCAGUGGUAGCCUGGACGGAUGACGGGAAACACGGAGGGCGGGAGGUUAGUGGAGGCGAGAAGAGGAAGGAGCGCGAUGAGGGGAAGGAGCGCGAUGAGGGGAAGGAGCGCGAUGAGGGGAAGGACCACGAUGAGGGGAAGGAGCGCGAUGAGGGGAAGGAGCGCGAUGAGGGGAAGGAGCGCGAUGAGGGGAAGGAGCGCGAUGAGGGGAAGAUGGACGCAAACGUCACGCAUCUCUCAGCUUCUCAAAUCGCUCAUCCUCUCUGCUCUCCCCUCAUCCUCCCCACUCUCCCCUCAUCUUCCUCGCUUUCCCCUCAUUCCCCCGCUCUUCCCUCUUCUCCCCGCGCUCCCCUCAUCUCCUCGCUCUCCCCUGCUCUCCCCUCAUCCUCCCCACUCCCCCCUCAACUUCCUCGCUUUCCCCUCAUUCCCCCGCUCUUCCCUCUUCUCCCCGCGCUCCCCUCGUCUCCCCGCUCUCCCCCGCUCUCCCCUCAUCUUCCCUGCGCUCCUGUCAUUCCCCCCUUUCUCCCUUCAUCCAACCAGCCCCCCCUUCAUAUCACUGCCGCGCUCUAUUGUUUUCUUCCUUCACGCGCACCCUCAUCUCCCCUUGUCUCACUCCGUCCCCCCUCUCUCCCCAUCCUCCUCCGUUCCCCGCUUUCAGACUCAUCCCUCAUCCCCUUCCCCCUCCCAUACCUCAACUUCCCCCCUGGUGAUGCAUCGUCUCCCCCCACCCCUCCUCCUUCCCCCCCUCCCCAUCCACCCUUCAACUCCCUCCCCUCUCCUACCACCGCCCCCUCAUUUCCCUCAUCUCUCACACCCCCCUUCACUCUUCCACAACCCAGCCACUCAAGUGGGUGA